AUGCCCUUUUCAGACCUUAAUCUCUCCCCUUUAUCAAACACCUCUAGUCUUCACCUAACCAGUAUCCCACACGGGUUACGCUAUGGCUCAACCCGAACCCACCCGGUCCACCCCGGGUUAACUUACUACUCUCAAACACAAAACCAAUGGGCUAACCAAGUGUUAGCCAACAAUCUUCAUCAAAAGAUGCUCUUGUCCCAAUGUUUCAACAAAAGCCACUUGGAGAAGUUCACUGCAUUUUUUGAGCUAUUACCACUUCCGGCAUUGGGCACAACUCCAUUUUUGAAGGUUGACAAGAUUUGUCAACAAAUCUCUACCACCACCCUUACCAUUGAUAAUUCCAUCGCAUUCUCCACCCCUUUUUCUCCUUUCACCUCCACUGCAUCUACAAACCUUGAAGUCAAAAGUCCCUCAAGAAUCCAGGAAGAUGUUUAUCCUGUGGAGUACUACAAUAGGUUCUCAAUGAAUCAAGUCCUUGACCCCCAUUGGGGUGUGCUUUAUGAAGAAGAUUUAAUUGGUCAUAAGUCUCACACUUUGAACAUUCUUGUCAAUAAUGCUCCUGGAGUUCUCAACCUGGUCACCGGAGUUAUAUCCAGAAAGGGUUACAACAUCCAGAGUCUGGCUGUAGGUCCUACGGAAAUGGAGGGUCUAGCUCGGAUUACAAGUGUGAUUCUUGGAACAGAUGAAUCUAUUGAGAAAUUGGUGUUCAUUUUCAAGGGGCAAAAACAUCUUUUAGUGAUAGUGAGAGUGAGGAAAAUCACAAGGGUUACGUUUGCCAGUGAUUUGAUUAAGCAGGUGCAUGAGAUUGAGCAACAAAUAAGUGGGGUUACAAUUGGGAUCAUUGUUUCUAGAGUUGUGGGUCUGGUCAGUAAAGCGAAUACAAGGAAGGGAAUUAGAGGCGGGAGUCCGGGAUUGGCAAGACGGAAUCAUUGGCGAGAGUCCGGGGUUACGGGAUUUGCCUUCGGCUUUGAGUUCUUCCAUGUCGUUGCCUUUACAGUUGCUGUUAAGACUGUUUCCUCUCCUUACAUUAUGAUGACUUUAAAUUUUGAUAUAAGUGGGUUUAGACCAUCUGUUCUGAAGUUCCCAAGUGCAGAAAAGUUCAGUGAAGUUGCUAAAUUUAUUGGAACAAAGUUUUCUUCUUCAGAAUCCAUUAACUUCACUGCUGACAUUUCUAAAGUAGAAUGA
Messenger RNA from Lactuca saligna, 1185 nucleotides. The record is from the annotation of a GenBank genome assembly. NCBI's taxonomy places the organism in Eukaryota, Viridiplantae, Streptophyta, Magnoliopsida, Asterales, Asteraceae.